CUUCCGGUGAGAAAGAAAAUGGCAGGAGAUGCGAUCACAAAUGAAGUUAUCUGGAACAUAGACAUGGAAGUAAACCUUUUUCAUGCCAUGAGGGGCCAUAAACCUGCUGGUAAAUUAUCUUUUUGAAGUUAUUGGAAAUUGCGGUAAUUGUCCAGUCUCAGUGCCCAAAGUCACAACAUGUAAAUGUGACAAUUAAGCACUUAAACUUAAUUUGACUCUUCUGCAAUCUGACACUCGUCUGCUGACGAAGACGGCAGACGGUGUUGGUGCUAUUAAUAUUAUUAGGAAGAGGGAGAAGCGUUCUUUUUUUUCCCGCUCCUCAGUUACUUCUAAGCAUAAUUAAAUAAAUUAAAGUAGAUUUUCAACACAGUCCAUAAGUAAGUUCUUGGAUAAAAUGUUCAAAUUGAAUGAAUGAACUCUUUCUCAUUCUCUCUGGAAUUAAUGUGAAUGUGGGAGUUCUGAUGUAAUUAUCUAUUUUACUAUUUUGCCUGUUUGUUAGGCACUACAAGGUAACAAUACAGUGGAUACCUGGCCACGUCAACAUCAGUGGCAAUGAGAGAGCGGACACUCUGGCAAAAACCGGGGCUGCCCAGCCUCAGCCAGAAGUACCAAUGACUUUUUUGGGAAUUAAAAACUGGCUGGCGGACCACUUCAGGCAGAGGCGUCUAUUCAAACUUGGCCACUCCUAGCAAACAAGACCCAUGGUGGGGGGUUAGGACCCAGACAGCAGAGUUUAGUGACGCAGAUGUGCACCGAGCACUGCCUCUUGCGCACAUAUUUCUGGCGGUUGGAUAACAACAGGGAUCCUACCUGCCGGCAUUGCAGCCUGGCCCCGGAGACCCUAGAGCACCUGUUGACCGAAUGCCCCUCACUAGAUCUCCCGGGGGAAGCCAGGGCGGUUGGAGGACCCUUUGUGAGGAAAAUGUUGUAUGGCUCAGCUCAACAGAUGGAGUUAAUAGCCAAUUUACUAGCCGGGGUCAUAAGAGAGUAAUCUCAGACCCUCACCAGAAUAUGUGUGUUAGUUACGCACUACUAUGUUAUCUCUAAACCAUCAUAACUUUUUUGUUUUUCAUCAGUAAAUGUUAAGUUUGGUAUGUAAUUAAAGGGGAAUGCAUGCUCUUUACAGACAAUACAGACUUGGGUUUAAAUUUUAAUAUAUAAAUGUGAUUAUGAUUUAAGGAAAACAAAAAUUUUAAAUAAAAAACUCACCAACUGUUCACAAAACGCUAAUUCCAAGUCACACAAAGAGAAAUUUAUAAUCCAAAGUGUAAAAAUAAUGUUGUUUUUUCUGAACUAUUUCCAUAUGUGCAUCACAAAUAAUUAAGAUCACAUUUAAAAAAAAUUAAAAUGAAACACCAGGACCAGAGCACAUCUUCCAUUAUUACCACCACACAAAAAAUGUCCUAAAAAAACUAUUUCCACUGGAAACAAUCUGCUGCUAAUACUAUUAGAAAAUAUUUGCACUGUAUCUUUGUAUGUACUAACAUUUAUAAUGGUAAAUGGAAAAUUUAUCAUAAAUUUGUCUUAUUUUUUCACCCCUGCAUUUUGAAUUAAUUAUUAAUUAAUUAAUAUGGGAAUUAAAAGAAAACAACACAACUAUUAAAUUUUUACUAUAUAUAUAUAAUAUAAUAUAUAGAUAGAUAGAUUGGGGAGGGGGGGGGGGGGGGCUAGUAGAAAAAAUUUAUAUCUAAAUGUCAGGCUUAGGUGGGGAAUUGAACUCCAACCCUCUAUGGAACAUGUGUUUUGACCACUGGCCAUGACUACCUCUUAAUAUGUCCAAGGUCUAGGGUUUGGUUGGCAUCCACCACUUGGGUGGGGAUAGACCCCCUGUUGAAGGUGUCUCAAGGCACUCAUUUUAUCUCAUUUGAGAUGAAAAGGUGAAAAUUAAGGCCAUUAAUUUCAUUUUAUCACAGGAAGUUGAGACACCUUUGGGUAUCUGACCACGAGAAAACCUAGGAACUUGUCUGUCUUCUUGUGAACAGGAGGAAGAGUGAAAGCAUUUUGAAAAAUUUAAAUUGGAAAAGGAGAGGGUUGGGGAAAGGGGGGGGGGGAGAGUCGGACAGAAUUUAGUAUAAAAUGUUUAUGCAGCAUUUACUGCAUCUUUGAGUGGACACUGACCACACAGGAUUUUUUUUUAAUUUUCUUGUUGUUUAAGUUAGACUUUGCUGACAUACUAAUGGCCACUCUCCACUUCAGCAGAGAAAGCUAUUUUGAUUGAUUGUGCAAAAUUAAUUAAUAGCAAUAACAAAAUACGCUAGUAAUCAAAAUAAAUAUAUUACACUAAAUUUUAUACACAUUUGUCUAGGAACAGCAUUAAAGUACAACUCCCCAACUCAAUUUGGAGGUAACUGGGUAGAUGACCCUUCUCUUCAAUGAGGUGUAUAUUUUUUAUCAGUUGGAUGCGCCACAGUAACCCCCUCAAAUCUGUUUAUCACUGUUUCUUACUUGUGCCUUAAUUAUUGGGAAAAUACCUAAAACUGUUCCCCAGAUAGGGCACAGUGGUUGGUUACAGAAUGGCAUCUUCAGGCUUAUGGGGCAAUAAAAACCCAUUACAAGAAACCCUGGGAGAAAGUACUGAUAAAUAUGAUUUAUGAUAUGAUUAUGGGUAGGAAAUGAAAUAUUAUAAAUUAACACCAUUUUCCAACUGCUACUGAAAUCAUUUUUUUUUCUAAUAAUAACAUUUUUUGUAUUCAUCAGGAGUGAAUCGACACUUUCAGAUGUUAGCAAUUCACGAUCGUCUUUGUUCAGCCAAUAAGAAGAUUAGCUCAGAAGAUGUAUGGAAACACCUUUCCACUUUAUAUGAUUUGCAAGCUUUGGUAUGUUAAGUGUUUCUAUUGUAACACUGUCUUUAUAUUUUUUUUGGUCAAGCACCCUACAAAAGUUCACAUUUUUAGAUGAUCUACUGGAAAUUUUUUAUAUCUUCAAAAAUAAAUUUCUUAACUGUUAUUUUAUUUGUUAAAGCAGUUGGAUGCAUAAAACAAACAUGCGUUUACCAAAUAUAAAACAACAAAUAUUUUAUGAACGGCUGAAAACAACUGUAAUAUUUUAUAAGUCAUUUGACUAUUGCUUUUGAUUUUUUUUCAAAACAAAAGAAAAAACUCUGCUAGAGUUUCAUUUGUUGUAAAUUUUUUCCAAGCCUUUUGUGUCCAUAAUUUAGUAUAGUAAUUUCUUGAACAGUUGGCUGCAUUCUUCACUUCAAUGUUUUAACAUUUAGUGGAACAUCAGUGUACAAAUUUCAAUAUUUCAGUCGAGUUAUAAAUAAUACAUUACAAAAAUUUCUUAUACCUUAUUUCAUUAGCAAAGACUUAAAAAUAUUGUAAGAAAAACAUUCAGUCAAGUCUUAGCUGGUCGUUGAGUAUGGAUAUUGACUUGUAAUUUUUGUAGCGCUAUUCGUUUGGCAGUUGCUGUCUGAGCAUUGAGUGAGAAGGUUGUAUGAUAUUCCACUAACGAUCUGCGCUAUAUGUUUGAAAUAUUAUACAACCAGAUAAUAGAUAACUUGGAUAAAAGUUUAAGUUGUUCUUGGAAUAGGACUUUUGUUCAGUUUUUAUAAGCUUACUAAGUAUGAACGUUUGAACCAAUUAGAAGUUAGAAACGCAAUCAUUUGGACGCGUCACUGGUGUGGUAAUGGAACUAAAACAGCACUAAAAAACAUAAUUGACUAUUAUACAUUUGGAAGAGUAAUUCAGAUACCUCUGCAAAUUUCUUGGGUAAAAUCUCCCCUGAAAAUAGAACUAUAAAUGUAAUCAGUGGCAGAUUCUAAAAGAGGUUUAGAUGUCAUUCUAAAACAAAAAAAAUUAAAAUGUUAAAAAAAAAUAAAAAUUUUUGUUGUACUUGAUUCAAGCAAUGGAAUCAUUGAAACAUCAUUAAAUGUAAUUGAAACAAGGGCAAAUAUUUUUUGGAGUGUUAUAUUUUGUUUACAUGGUAAACCUGUACUGUAUGUGUAUGUAUUGUUAAUUGGCUUCACGUCAUUAAUCAACCCACUGACAACUGCUAAUUUUAAUGGGAGCAAUCAAAUUGUAAAAUAAAUUAACUAAUGCUCUUGUCUGAUAUAUUCAUUCUGCACCAAACAUCAGUUGAACAGUUAGUAAUUAGUACCAUACAUUAGAUAUACUCUGAUGUAGUUUGUAAAAAAAAAAAAGAAGUUUUUCUGGCCAAAUACUACUAAACAUUCCAGUCAAAAAUAGCAUAAAGAUUAGUCACUUAAUAAUUUUUUGUUCCAUUGUGAAGUUUAUUUUUAAAGCUUUUUUUUUAAUUGUCUUCGGCUUGUUUCAGAAUGAAUCGGAAAUUGUUCCAUUUCCAAAUAAACCUGGAGAUUUUGAAUUUCCUGAAAAUGAGAUGACAGAACUAAGUGAGAAGAGCUUCCCUAGAACACAUUACAUCAACACACCUACACCAGAAACACCAAAAUCAGAAGGUUGGUGAUAUUUUAUUAACUAUUUGUUUAGAAAAAGAAUGAUCUAAUGAUUAAAAAACUAACCAUUGGAGUAUGUAUGAAAUUUUCAAUGCUUUGGUUCCAAAUACCUGGAAUAAAAACAAAAAUAGUACUUAAAAAUUUCAGACCAUGUUAUUUCAGGGUCCUUCCAGGUUAUAAAAACACAACCCCUGAGAUUUAUUACAAAAAGUAUGAUCAGGUGGAAUCAAUUCAUCUACUCACCCUUAUAAGACAACUAUUUUCAGUAGAAAAUCCUAUGAAAAAUUCCUCACCCAUCUGCAGGAUAAACGGUGCCAGAUAGGGUUGUAAUAAAUUGCUAUAGUGGACCAUAUCGGUACAUAACAUGUUAAAAGGCUAAUGCCUGUAUCUUAGCGGCUCAAUCGGCUAGAAUAAAACUGGAAGGAGGAAUAUACUUCUUUCUUUUUUUUUAAGUACCGGUAGGUUGGCCUACAUUUGCAAAAGCUUACAAUUAAAAGUUUCUCAUCCAUGCUCAAUGCUAUGAUAAUUAUUUCAGGUGACUCUUUAUAAACAAAUAGUUUUGUCAAUAAAAUUUCCAAUUCUAACAUUAAGAGUUUUAUCUAUAAGCUUCAUCAUUAUGUUUAACCUCAAGUCAAUGAGUGGAAAAUUUAUUUGAUCUACUUAAAAUGUGAGAGCACAAUAAUUUGAAAUUACAAAUAUUUUAAUAAUGUGAUUUAAUACAAACCAUAAUGCCAUUGUAUAAAUUAUAUACCUAACACUAACACCUGUGUUACAAAAAUUGUUAGUUUGAAUCGGAUUUGUGAUAAUUAUUGUAAAGAAUUUAAAUAAUGAUCAGACAACUUUCUGGUGCUAUUGGAGAUAGAACUAUUUAGCUCUGGUUUACUACAUAGUAUGUUCAAAUAUUGUUAUUUCUAUUGUCUGUCCUCAGGUCAGUGCAAAAUUACCAAGACUGUAAAGCAAGAACCUAAAUCAGAAAGUAAAGUAGCUGUAUCAAAAUCAGAGAAUCGAAGUAAUACAUCCAUACGGCCUGAAAGUAAAUCAGGUCUUUCUGUUAGUUCCAAGCUUACUGGACAAACUCUUCCAAUAAAUGCUCAAGACCCAUCACCCAAGCGCACUAAACGAACAAGACAUAUACCAUCCACUAACAGUAGCCCAGCAACGCCAACAGAGCCUUUAGCUAAGAGGCGCAGAUAGUUAAUUCUUAAUUUUAAAAACAUUUUGGUAUAUGUCAAUGACUUCAGACAUGGAAUCCAGAUUCAAGUAGUGCAGCUGGUGUAAUGUGAUUCAAAAUGUAUGGAUUUCUUUCGUUGAGACAACUUUUCACUUCCAGCAUGUUGUUCCAAAUGUACAUUUCAAGUUCCAUUGUUCAUAGUCUUUAAUGGAAAAUAAUUGCAUAUUGGGCAAGAGACAUGCCAGCAAAGUAGUGAGACAUUAAUUUGACAGGCUGAACUUAGAAGAUUCUCACUGUGCCCUAGUAGAUGAUUGUGACAAAUACAGGAUUGAAUGUUACAAAAUAAUGGAACUUUUCCGAUGAACUGAUGCUUGUAUAUUUGAAAUAUUUGUUAAUUCGUUCUAAGAUGUGCUGUAAUUAUAACAUUUUAAAAAUAAGUUCUUGUAUUUAAUAAAUUGUUAAGAUAUGUCAAGUGUGUAAAGAUUUAUUUUAUGAAUUUAUUCAAGGCUACAAGCUAUACAGAUCUCCCUGAAAAAAACCUUUUGACUCUGUUCACUGUUAUAAACAUAAUAAAAAAAACUUCACAAAAAGCAAUAUAAACUAUUUCAAACUACUUACUACUAGAUUUACUAAUAGAAAUUGAAGAAACAGUUCAAACUGACCUUUUUUCUACUAUUUUAUUACAUCA
This is a messenger RNA of Lymnaea stagnalis (great pond snail), 6270 nucleotides long. The record is from the annotation of a GenBank genome assembly. NCBI's taxonomy places the organism in Eukaryota, Metazoa, Mollusca, Gastropoda, Lymnaeidae.